GUUGAUGUUUGUGUGUCCCUCUGCAGAGCUUCUUGUCGAGAAUGGCCGUUUCAUAGGACACAACACCUUCCUCAAACUCAAUCCAAUUCUCAUCGUAUUUUCCUUCUUUCUGUCUGUUUCCUUACCACGUUUCUAGUUUGUUUUUAUCAUCACCGCUUCCAUAGAAAUUCUCGUCAUUGACCCCACAAGAUCCCCUCCCCCCCCCCCCCCCCCCCUCUCUUUUUGCACCCCUUAGGGGUAGUUUUUUCAAACAGAAACACCCAUUCCAUUCCUCUUCAAAUUUCUUCAUUUUUAUGCCAUUUUCUUCAACCCCUUUUUCCCAAAAAGGGAUAUUUCUUCUGCCCAUUUGAAGCUUUGUUUUGAUCCUUAGAUUUGAAUUGUUGAAGAGGGAGGGAGUGGGGUUGUGUUGUUGUCAUCUGCCUUUCUCACGUGCAUUGGGUCACUGUGGUUGAAGAUGAAUGAGCAGGGAAAUGAGGAACUUGCAUUUGAAAUUGGGGUGGUGAUUCCAAGGAGAGUGGUUCAGGAAAAAGAUGAAUCCUGUGACUGUGCUCGCGUCAUUAUAAAGGAGUUUGAGAAGGUGGGGUUUGUAGUUGAGAGAGUUAUUGGCAUUGCAGAUGAGUUCGUCAAGUUGGCUGCACCUUUGGAGACACUGGGGAGGGCUGCAGCUGAACUACAAAUCAAGAAACGGACUCAUAUUGGUAUGGACUUGCAAUUUGAGGUGGAAGAGGUUGAAGCUUUUGUGAAACAACCUGAUGGUUCUGUUUUCAGUUGGUGUGAGCGUUUUCAGUGCUACUGUCACUUGAUAUAUGGAAUAGUAAACAGCAGCAUGUCCGCCAAAACCCUUAAAUUUGAUGGAAAAGAAAUCCAUUGGGAAAUUGGGGAGAAUCUGCUUCAGAAAUUGGAAUCAGAGAACAUUGUUAAGCAAGUCUUUCCUUUGCAUGAUGAAAAGAAGAGAAAGAAACUUCUCAGAAGUUGGGCACUUCAUUGGUGGGACUUCACUAGUCAGCCAAUAGAUGAAAUUUAUUCAUAUUAUGGGGCAAAGAUUGCAAUCUAUUUUGCUUUUCUGGGAAUGUACACACGGUGGCUGCUCUUCCCUGCAGCAUUUGGGCUAACUUUGCAAUUCAUAGAUUUUGGGUCUUUGAAAUUAGUAGUGCUCCCAGUUUUCUUCAUCAUGGUCAUACUUUGGGCUGUAAUGUUUUCUCAGUUCUGGAAACGUAAAAACGCCGCUCUUUUAGCCAGAUGGCCUAUUAGCUCUGCAGUUGCAGCUGAUCCAGGGUACAAGAUUUCGGGAAGGAAGGCCAGUUCCCUACAGCCUCCAAUGGAACUCAUAAAAGUCUUUGAGAUUGAUAAAGCAAAAGGGAAGGAAGUGUUCCAGAGAUAUGAGUGGUUUGGCCGUCUCCUGCGAUUCAGAAAUGAUGCGAUCAUUAUCUUCAGCAUCAUAUGCCUUCAGUUACCAUUUGAGUUGGCAUAUGCUCAUCUUUAUGAAGUUAUUAGUUCUGAUAUAAUUAAGUUUGGGCUCACUGCUGUUUAUCUUUUCGCCAUUCAGUAUAUUACCAAAAUCGGUGGCAAAGUGUCUGUCAAACUUAUCAUGUAUGAAAAUAAUGAGAACACAGAAAAACGAGCUGACAGCUUGGUCUACAAGGUAUUUGGCCUCUACUUUAUGCAGACAUACAUUGGAAUUUUUUAUCAUGCCUUGUUGCACCGUAAUUUUUCAACUCUUCGCAAAGUGUUGAUUCAGCGACUCCUCCUAUCUGAGGUGUUUGAAAACUUGUUGGAAAAUUCAUUGCCUUAUCUCAAGUACAGCUAUAAAAAGUACAGGGUUCGACACAAGAAGAAGAAAGAGAAAGGAGAAUCAACAGAUAGAUUCCAGUUUAGUUCUAGAGUAGAGAAAGAAUACCUUAAGCCUUCGUACUCUGCUAGUAUUGGGGAGGAGCUUGAAGAUGGGUUAUUUGAUGAUUUCUUAGAGUUGGCAUUGCAGUUUGGAAUGAUUUUGAUGUUUGCUUGUGCAUUCCCACCUGCUUUUGCCUUUGCUGCUGUGAACAACAUUAUGGAAAUCAGGACAGAUGCAUUGAAGCUGCUAGCAAUUUUGAGGCGGCCUGUUCCUCGUGCCGCCGCAACAGUAGGAGCCUGGCUUAACAUAUUUCAGUUUCUCAUUGUGAUGUCUAUAUGCACCAACUGUGCUCUUUUAGCAUGGCUAUAUGAUGAGGAGGGAAAAUGGAAAAUAGAGCCUGGACUUGCUGCAAUUUUAAUCAUGGAGCAUGUCCUCUUAUUGAUUAAGUUUGGUUUCUCUCGCUUAGUUCCUGAGGAACCUGCUUGGGUAAGAGCCAACCGUGCAAAACACACUACACAGGCACAAGAUAUGUGUUCUAAGAAGCUUUUAAGGACCAUUUCUGGAGGAGACAGGGCUUUUGAAGAGGAGAAAAAGUUGGAAUGAUGCUUUUCCACCUCUUCAUUAUCACUUCACCACGAGAAAAAGAAAGCUUAAGCUAGAUUGUUCUUUUUAUUAUCUCAGUUUUCCAUGGCUGAUUUGUAUAUUAAGAAGGGAUUUUGCUUUUUUUACCAGUUUUGUCCUCCCUCUUUUGUGCUUAAGAUAACUUUUUAUAUAGCCGUAUAGUUUAGUCCUCCCUUUGAAUUGUGAAUACAAAAGGAACUAGUUACUUUCAAAUUUUGUUAGUGUUAGUGAAACGAAGAUUGUGUCUUUUGUUAGAGGCAUUUCAACUUCAUUAUAGUUGUAGUACUCAGUGACUCGGGAUU
Molecule: messenger RNA, 2754 nt
Organism: Abrus precatorius (Indian licorice)
Lineage: Eukaryota; Viridiplantae; Streptophyta; Magnoliopsida; Fabales; Fabaceae
Product: anoctamin-like protein At1g73020
Exons: 16
Coding region: 455-2434 (659 amino acids)
Biological process (GO): chloride transmembrane transport
Molecular function (GO): chloride channel activity
Source: RefSeq, a predicted model, not a curated record